This is a messenger RNA of Closterium sp. NIES-67, 2809 nucleotides long. NCBI's taxonomy places the organism in Eukaryota, Viridiplantae, Streptophyta, Zygnematophyceae, Desmidiales, Closteriaceae. The record is from the annotation of a GenBank genome assembly.
CCGAUAGGCGUGAGGUGAACGUCGCUGACCGUGAACUGUACUGUGUCGGACUGUGCUAGCCUGCCCUCCUUGCGAAACAGCCAACCACACCGGACCUCGCGAAUUCCUGGUUAAACUCUGAGCACACUCUGCGGUGCGUGUUUGGCACGUCACUAUUGGUUGUAAGACAAUGUGGACCCUCACAGCCACAAAUGUCAUCCAGAAACGGUGGGACUGGCAUCGCGUCUUGGGAAUUUCAGGCUUGUUCUGUGGUCGAACGCGUUGUAGGGAGGAUGACGUAGGUCGGCGACACCCCCUGUGGGGUUUUUGCCCGUCGUUGACGCGCACUAGGAUUCUUCCUGGACCUUACCCCAAGUUCUCGAUUUAUGCCUCUUCGACAGCAAAUUGUUUCUCCUGCCUGCUGGUGGUGGAAGGUUCGCCAUGAAACAAUUUCAGAAGCCAUGCCAUUUCCUCCAUUACCCGUAGCGCGCUUGAGCCAUGCCUGUACCCAUACCAUACCACCUGCGCUGUACAAUUUCACCAUCUCCCAUCAGCUCGUGAUGACACCGUGGCGCCAUCCGCCAUGGCAUCAUGGUUGCCUCAUCCAGCUCGACAGCCAAGUGGCGCGCAGUGCCUCGAAUUUCUCUAUUCAGCGCACCGAAUCCCUUUCUUCAGCGCAGCGCUCUGAUUCUCCUCCAACUCGUCAGGUGUGCGCAUGCGCGCGGUGCUGCUGCGAACAGGGAUGACACUUUCCUCUCAGGGGCGGGAUGAAAUCAGACCGUUCGGCUGCGGCGCAAAGCGAGCGUCGAGCGGGAAGCAGCAGCACACGCAGAGGAAUUGUCCAGCAUGGUCAGUCUUGAGAAGAUAUAAGAGAGGAGCAAGCAUGCAGGGGGGAAACCUGACGAAACCUAACGAGCGCUGGCAUCCAUUCAAGAUCUUGAGUGAAAUUUGUACACGGUGAACUACCCCGUAACACAAGGUCAAGGACCAUUAGGUACACGGCAUAUACACGGCUUUAUUCGGUAGGACUCGAGCUUCCAUUAAGUCAAGGGUUCCCGUAGUCUUCCGUGGCUCCCGUUCAUCUGACGUAUUCAAAUACUUCAAUCUUUGGACUUCAAGCUGACUUCUGAGUCGAGUCAAAAGGGCUCCCUUAGUAUUCAGUCGCUUCGGUACAUCUGACGCGUUAAAAUCUUCGGACUUCAAUUUUUAGUUGGCUAGUUGUGAGGGAAGAAUAUAUUUCUGUUCUCUGGUGGUAACCACAUGGCGUCCGCGCAUCACAGCUUUCGCAGCCUUUCGCUGGACUCGGGGUCGAAGCCCGUUGCCAUGCAGCAGCAGGAGGCGAGUCGCGCCGUGGGUCUCUACGACGACCCCGGCGAGCUCCUUAAUCCGCUCGACCAGGGCGCGUUCUUCAGCGCCGUGGCUGAGGGAAACGUGGAGGGGGUCGUUGCGCUGCUGAAGCAUAGGAAGGUUGACAUUAACGAGUACAACGGGCAGGGAGUUACGGCGCUGUUUGAGGCGGUGUACAACUUCGAGGCGUCACGAAGCGUCAGCAUGGCGAAGCUCCUCAUCGACCACGGAGCCAGGGCCACCAUUAAAGCCCUGGACUCCCCAGCCGCCAGCAAGCUGUCUUACCUGAAGCACGACUCGCCCUCGGGCAGCCCGGGCAGCCCCAGGAGCCCCAGGAGCCUUGCGAGGAGGGAUGAGACGCGGAAGGUCCCUGUGGCCAACAAGACUCCGCUGCUGGUUGCACUGGAGCUCAAGUCCAGCCUGUAUCUGAAGGGCUGGGAUUACCGCCACUGGGACAACAUGCUGGACCUCCUUGCUGACGCAACAGUUGCUGAGCUGGCAGGCCGCCCGUUCCACGGCCCUGGGCCGGCGCAGCUGCCGGCCAUAGCGGACGGCUGGGCGGCGGUUUUCAGCAGCGGGGAGCAUGAGCUGGUGGAGGUGUGGGCGGAGGGGAGGCACUUGGAUGUGCUGAGGAUGCUGCUGGUGGUGAACUCCAAGCGCUUCAAAUUCGAGCUGGAUAAGGCAGCUGCAGUCACCCCAGGGCGGCUGGAGAUCUCAGACGCAUCGUUCAACGUGGUCAAGGCGGUCAUGGAGUUUCUGUACUCAGGCCACGUCAGCAGCGAGUUCAUGGCGCACCGCGGGGUCGACUUGCUGUUGGCUGCGCACAAGUACGAGGUGUUUGCUCUACAGAAGCUCUGUGAGGAGCAGCUCGAGCCUGCACCAGAGAGUUGGAUCAAGAUGCUGGCGGCAGCUCUGCAGUGUGGCUCAGACGCUCUGGUACUGAAGGUGGCAGCAUCCAUCCAUGGGGUCAUGCACUCACGCCACGCCACCCGCCUCUUUGUCAAGCAGCCGUUUUCCGUCUCCAUCCAUCCUGAGGGCGGGCCGGCACAGCUUCCUCUCAUUGAUGAUGCUGACGUGGAGGAGAGGGUCGAGGUCAAAACAUUGUGAGGUCCAUGUGGGGUAGAACUGCGUGUCACCGCCACCCGCCUUUUUCAAGCAGCCGUUUUCCGUCUCCAUCCAUCCCGAGGGCGGGCCGGCACAGCUUCCCUUGAUCGACGAUGCUGACGUGGAGGAUAAGGUUGAGGUGAAGACCUUGUGAGGACCUGGUGCUGAGGUGAGGUCCUUGUGAGCCACCGACCUCUUUCUACGAACAAUGGUUUCCAUGCGGAAGAUAGGAAGGGCUCAGUACAUUUGUGUAGAAUCAUUCAUUUCAAAAUGAAGUUGUAAAUAGCUUGUUAGGGCAUGCCACCCGCUACCAGCUUAUAGCUUUGCCCAAUAGUUUGUAUUGCAUUGGCUUCUUCCCUAUUGUGUUUUUUACAUUAAC